Messenger RNA from Diorhabda carinulata, 2045 nucleotides. Its product is annotated as nuclear cap-binding protein subunit 3-like. Bases 40 to 1938 code for a protein of 632 amino acids. The transcript has 7 exons. Gene Ontology annotation, molecular function: mRNA binding; RNA 7-methylguanosine cap binding. Gene Ontology annotation, cellular component: nucleus; cytosol. The record is from RefSeq and is a predicted model, not a curated record. NCBI's taxonomy places the organism in Eukaryota, Metazoa, Arthropoda, Insecta, Coleoptera, Chrysomelidae.
UGUCAUUUGUCAAUGUAAUUCGCAUUGUGAAUGUGAAAAAUGGAGACCGAUAAGGAGCGUCCAAAUAUAAGGAUAGAAAUUCAGAAUGAGAAGAUGGAUGUUGAAGAAUCUGAGAAUGAAGAUGGCGAAAUUGUGGAUGAAGAACCUGGACAAGUAAUUUCUGUUCCAAAAAAUUCAAAUAGAAUAGUAUUUACUACUGGAAUAAACAUAUUUGACCAAGAAGAGCAAAGAAAACUACAAGAGAGGGCUAAAAGAUUUGCUUUAAAACCUGAUGAAAUCCAUAGUUUUACAGACACAGAUCUAGAAGACCUAAGAGAAAGCCUAGGAAUUACAGAAGAGAAUGAGAAUAUAGUCAGAUUUGACACCGUCCAUUUAUUAGGUACAAAAGACAUGUUAAUAGAAGAUAUUCUUGAAUAUUUUGCAAAGUAUGCUCCUACUGAGAUUGAAUUUGUGGACGAACAAAGUUGUAAUGUAAAAUGGAUAGAAAAUAUAUCUGCUGCAAGAGCCAUGUUUUAUUCUUCCAAAGCUGUUAAUGGUAUGCCUGUAAGAGAACAAUUCCAUGUUAAAGAUUUUUUGGAGAAUGAUAUGGAAGAAGCACCUGGACAGAGUAUUCUACUUAAAAGUAGAACAGUUGAACUCAAAAUUGAUGACGUUGUACCAACUACAGAAAAAAAAUUCAAAAAUGGUAUUGAUAUUUCAGAAAUAAAUGUACCUAUACCACCAGGUUAUUGGAGAAUGGGUGACAAGCAUCCAAAAGCCAAAUGUCUGUUAUUAAGAUUUGCUUUUAAGACUGACAAAAAACCAUAUGGAAUAGAAACUUUUGCCAAAUAUUACAAAAAACUUGGUAUGACAAAAGCACAAAUAGAUAAAAGAAGAGAGCCUGGAGGUAUAUUUGACAGAAACAAAGAUCUACCUAAAGAUAAAAAUCCUUGGGGUAGUUUAGCUAAAAAUUGGGAUCAAGAUGUUAAUCUUAGAGAAACUAUACCUAAUUCCGGAGAAGUUGUGGAAAUUAAAAAUUCCAGUUUAGCAACUAGGUUGGGAGUUAAAGAAAAGGUGGCAUCAGAUAAUGAAAUAGAAGUAGUUGAAGCAGAAACUACGAUAAAAAAACCAAAAGGCAGAUCGAUGAGAAUGCGAAUGUAUGCUGAUGAAGAAGAGGAACGAAUAAAAAAUAGAAAAGCAAUUCAAAAAAUUAAAAAACAAACCGAGAAACUUACCACAGAACCAAAAGAUUUGAGAGCAAUUUUAAGUAUGAAUAACUACAGUCAACCUAUUGAAAUUAUUGAUUUGGUUCAAGAUGAUCUCGGUAAAAAACUGAAAAAUAGAUCUCGACAAAUGGUUGUUUCCAUUGAAAGAGAUCCCUGGGAAAUCCACCACGAAAGAAAAGAAAAUAUUAGGUCAGAUAUCAGGUCAGUGUUGAAUAAGAGAAGAGAAAGGUCACCGAUUGUUGAAAGAAGACCUGUAAGGUAUAGAGAUAGGAGUCCAAUCCGAAUGUAUGAAUCUCCCUUACGAAGAAGAUCGCCAGUUAACAGAAGACAUAGGUCGCCAGAACGUACAGUUAGGUAUAAUAGAUAUGCUCGAUACCUGCAUGAAGGCCAUGGUUCAGAUGAUGAUUCUAGAAGAACAUCAAAACCCAAAAGUAAAGUAGCAGUCGUUAUAAAAAAACAGAAGAAGCCAACGGUUGCUUCGACGAUUUGGUCGAGAGUACAUGAAAGUGAAAGUGAAGAAAGUUCGAGCGGUAGUGAAGAAACAUCUAAAUCGGAAUCUGAAGAAGAGAGUAGUAGUUCUAGCGAGGAGAGUCAAUCAGAAUCUGAAAGUGAGUCUUCAUCUUCAGAAGAAACAUCUGUGGGAAUUCGAAGGCCAGGUUUUGAAUACAACGGCAUGAAAAUGAAUCCAAGUCGUUUAAAAAUAACCAUGUCGAAUGAUAGGUACAAACGAUAAUACUAGAAGUAUGCAUGUGUGUUGUACAUAUGUAAAUUAAUCUCAUAUCUAUAGUGUGAAUUAAAAAAUUGGUGUAAUUUAAUGAAGUAAUUGAUAGAACAGUACAA